Molecule: messenger RNA, 687 nt
Organism: Nicotiana attenuata
Lineage: Eukaryota; Viridiplantae; Streptophyta; Magnoliopsida; Solanales; Solanaceae
Product: nuclear transcription factor Y subunit B-9-like
Exons: 2
Coding region: 1-687 (228 amino acids)
Biological process (GO): regulation of transcription by RNA polymerase II
Cellular component (GO): CCAAT-binding factor complex
Molecular function (GO): protein heterodimerization activity; DNA-binding transcription activator activity, RNA polymerase II-specific; RNA polymerase II cis-regulatory region sequence-specific DNA binding
Source: RefSeq, a predicted model, not a curated record
AUGGAACGAGGCCAACACUCAAAUCAGCGUAGGAUCACUCGUUCAUCAAAUUCAGGCUCGAACAACAAUGGCAAUGGCACAGAAGCUGGGCAAGAAGGCAAGCGUGAACAGGAUCUGCACCUCCCCAUCGCGAACGUGACAAGAAUCAUGCGGCGGAUUCUUCCGCAACAUGCAAAAGUCUCAGACGAUGCUAAAGAGGCGAUCCAAGAAUUGGUGUCCGAAUUCAUCAACCACAUCACUAACUUAGCUAAUGAACGUUGCCAUAGGGAACAACGCAGGACUGUGACAGCUGAGGAUGUCAUUUGGGCCAUGAACAAAACUGGGCUGACCAACUAUGUUGGGCCUCUCACCCUAUACCUCCAGAAACAUCGUGAACAAGAAGCUUCGGGCCAACGGAUCAGGCCCAAUACUGUGAGGCCCAAUGUGGAACUUGGGCUGGCACCGCCUACUGGGUCAGCCCAAGUUUUGCCGAUUAACUAUGCACCUGGGCCGGGUUAUUCGUACCCGCACUUCCCACCCACUGGAGUGUUUUAUGAUCCAGCAGUUCAUGUAAUGAUGAAUGGGUUUAAUGACAUGAUGAAUUACAUGAGGAGUGAAGAAGAGAUAGGGGAGAAUGAUGGGCCAGCUGAGUCAUCAUCUUCAACUGCCACUAACUAUAAUGAUCCAUAUGGACACUUCAAACACUGA